GGCGGCCAUUUACAUGAGUUGAGCUGAAGUUUUGCGUUGUGAAAAAUUGUCACUUUUCUCCAGUGUUCAAUAGUUCAGUGAAUAUAUGCCAUUAUUUUGAGCAUUUGACAGAUAUAAUUAUCACAAAAUGGCCCAAAUUAAUGGGCAACGUCCUCGAGUCAGCCCAGGACGAGAGAUGAAUGACUCAAUGAAUGACAGUCAGGAAUUUGGUCUUCCUGGAGUGGAUGCAGACAAAUUGAAAAGCCGACUCUACUCCUAUGCACCAAGGCAAAUUAGCUUCAAUACUAAAGCUUUAAGGCCUAUAAGGCCUACUCCAGCACAGAGUAUUACUAGAUCAAAACCUGCUGCACCAAAAUUAGAACCACUGCCUGGACUUGCAAAAUUUCAGGAAAGAAACCAACCAGAAUAUAUUCGUAGAAAAGCUGCUGAGGAGCUAGCAUUACAGAGACGUCAAACUUCAGCAGAUGAACCUGUAGCUAAAAAGAGGAGAUCAACAUCAGUUGAACCACUAGAGAGAUCUUCAACAAUAUCACCACUACCCGAUUUACCAGAAAGUCUCAAAAUAAAACAGGAAUCAUUGCAAGUAGCUCUGAGAGCACCCUCUCCUCCAAAAGAACCUAAACCUGCUACACCUCGUGGUAAGAUACAUGCUACAGGUGCUACUGUGCCUGUACCCACUGCCAAACCAGCUGAAGAGUUCAUAGAAGAUGGACUGUGUGAUGUGGAAGAAAUAAUCAGAUUAGUCAGAGAAAGACCCAAACUAGGAUUUAUGUACAUGACACCAGCAGUACCAAAAUCAUCUAUUCAAUAUCACCCAUAUAAUUUGAAGAUUGUAGGUCAUGGGAAUAUCAACCCAUUAGAUUAUUAUACUAUAAGUAUAAAAGGUGUGACACACUUCUUUGCUGAGGAGACAGACUUUACAGAGCUGGACAGGUGGGAACAAGAAUAUAAAUAUUACAUGCAGUUGGUGCAGAUACGUACUUUCUUUCUGUUCCGGAGGUGGAAAGCAUUCAAUGUGUGGAGGAAAAAUGUCUUGUCUAAGAAAAUUGCCAACUGUAAAAAGAAGCUACAGGAAAACUUAUUCAUUGUUAAUCCAGUCUCUGGAAGACUUGAUGAAUUCCGUGAUCUUGUCAAGGAGGUUGUUCGAAGUGCAUGUCGUACCGCAUUAUUAGAGGCCGGUUUCACACCAGAUGACUAUUUCUAUGACAAUGAAAGCCCCAUGCCUGAAGAUGGUGAUGGUAUACCUCCAGGUACAGCAGGGUCUAGUUAUCUUAUGCAGAGUAACUAUGAUAUGGAUAUCUAUGGUGAAGCACCAGAUAAAAUGACAUAUACUGAACAAGCCAAUAAAAGAAGUCACUGCAGAAGACUUACAUGUUUCAUCCGAUUGUCAGAUUACUUGAUAGUGAAUACUAUGCAUGUAUUAGCUGUCAACUCUGUGUCUACAUUGUUGAACUACCUAACUGAACAGCUACAGAAUACCCCAACUUUAGCACAGAUACAAGGUAUAGAGGAAGAGAAAGAGGAUGAUGAGAAUGAUGUAGAGGACACCACUACAGACGCUCCUAUCACAACUACUACAUCUACAAUGCUUGGUACGACCACAGUUACUGGCAUCACAGAAGAUUCGGAUCACACACUACCACCUCUCUUCUUAACCAGACUUCAACUGGAACCAAGUCAGCUGCUAUUUGAUCCAGAUGUAGACAACUACCAGGAAGGAUUAUCAGAAGUAAUCAAACGCUUCCAGGAUUGUGUUUUAAGUGUUGCUAAUCUUGUACCUGAUUCCUAUUUCCAUGCAUUCACAAGACCGAUUAUUAAUAAUAAAGUGGAAGACAAGACCUGUGGUGAAGGUCCUAGUCUAAGUUCAAUGCCUGUUUGCACAAAGAAGUUAUUAAAAUUCCUGUUCUGUUUCCGCACUCAGGCUGCCAUAAGUGCUGCUUUCAGUGCAGCCAACCAGUAUGCAGACACCUUUGAACCAUUCAGAGAAUUCUACAGAGUAAAUGAAAGCCUUGAUCUUGAAGCACUGAAAGCUGAAGAGCAUGAUGUUCAGUUCUUUGCAAUGUCUCUCAAGAAACAUCAUGAUGAACACAAUCGUUCUCUCGCUAUUCAAGUUAAAAGACCUAUUGGUAUGCUCCUUGUUGAUGCAGCAGAUCUGAGAAAUAUGAUUAUUCCAUCACCUCUCAAGUGUCUGGAUGUGCUCAAUGAUUUGUUGCCAGUGCUGGCUAAGAUGAGAACUGAUGUACUGAUUGCUGAGGCACAAGAUGCUCAGUACAAAUUGGAAAUUGAUGCAAUGGAUGCUGAAGCAGGUGUUGUCAAAGAAAUGUACGAGUUGAUAGAUCAUUACUCUGUACCUACACCUCCAGAAGACUUUGCUGUCUACCAAACUCUCAAUCCAUCAGUGAGCGCUGUCAGAAAUGCCAUUGAUAAAGCUGUUGGUGAACGAGAUGCCAAUAUUGAUAAGUUCUGUAAUACUCUGGAUAAAGAUAUUUUGGAGCUGAACAAAGAUGUCAAAGAAAUCAAGCAAGAAUCACAAAAUCCAAUGAUCUUAGAUGCCAAUGCUGACCGUGAUAAGAUUGUGACUAUACUGAAUAAGUUGCAAGAGAAGAUGAGCAAGUUACAGAAAACAGCCUUCACAUACAAGUCCUAUCAGAAGAAUUUCAAAGUGGAAAUCACCAAAUAUGAUGAACUUGAAGAAGUCCAUGCUGAGUUGAAACUGAAGCAAUUGCUUUGGGAUUCAUUGAAAGAGUGGGAUGAGAAAGCAGAGGAGUGGGUUGUGUGUGAAUUUGAAAACUUAGAUCCUGAGCAGUUAACAGCACAAGUUUUAAAGUACAGCAAAUCAGUGUAUCAAUUGGAGAAAGGUUUACCACCAAAUCAAGUUGUUCCUAAACUCAAAGAAAGAGUUGAAAGUAUGCGAGAAAAGCUACCCAUGGUAACAGAUCUUCGAAACCAGUUUUUGAAACAACGACAUUGGGAUAUGAUAGAGAAUAUCUUCAGCCAUCAUUUCACACCGGAAGAACCCCUCACUCUGGGUUUGCUGGAUAAACUUGAUGCUUUCAAGCACACAGAAGCUAUCCAAGAAAUCUCUGGUAUGGCAUCUAGUGAGGCUUCAUUGGAAUCUCUACUCAAGAAGGUGGAAGAUGCCUGGAAGACUACUGAAUAUAUAGUGUUGCCACAUCGUGAAUCUAAAGAUGUGUUUAUUUUGGGUGGUACUGAUGAUAUCCAAGUGUUAUUGGAUGAUAGUAUUGUUAAUGUUUCAACAAUUGCAAGCUCUCGUCAUGUUGGACCAAUAAAAAAUAGAGUAGAUGAUUGGACAAAGAAUCUGCAGCUAUUCAAUGAAACUCUGGAGGAAUGGUUGACUUGUCAACGUAACUGGCUGUACUUAGAAAGCAUCUUCAGUGCUCCAGACAUCCAGAGACAACUACCAGCAGAAGCCAAGAUGUUUGCAACUGUUGAUAAGUCAUGGAAAGAAAUCAUGCGUAAAGUGAAUCGUCUUCCCAAUGCCCUCAGAGCAUCUACACAGCCUGGUUUAUUAGAAACAUUCCAGAAUAAUAACGCUCUGUUGGAUCAGAUACAGAAAUGUCUGGAAGCAUACUUGGAAUCGAAAAGAGUGGUCUUUUCAAGAUUCUACUUCUUAUCCAAUGAUGAACUUUUGGAGAUUUUAUCACAGACUCGUAAUCCCCAAGCUGUACAACCACAUUUACGUAAAUGUUUUGAUGCCAUUGCACGUCUUGAAUUUGGAUCAGAUGUUGUACCAAAGUCCAGUGAUGCAGAAAUGGCAAAACUUUCAGCUAAUGACAUCCUAGCAAUGCUGUCACCUGAAAAUGAGAAAGUUGGCCUUGGUAAAGGUCUGAAAGCUAGAGGAAAUGUUGAAGAUUGGUUAGGGAAAGUAGAGGAAGCCAUGGUCACAUCACUUAGAAGGCUAACUAAAGCUGCUCUCACUGAUUAUGAAAGGCGUCCCCGUGAAGAAUGGGUUGUUUCUCAUGCCUCUCAAGUCGUUCUCACUGUCAGUCAAAUUGUGUGGUGUCGGGACAUUAUGGAAAUUCUGGAAGGUGACUUUGAUAGAGCAGAAGCAAUGGAAGAUUUUGAACAAAUUUGCUUCAAGAAUCUAAACCAGUUGGCUGCAUUGGUACGUGGAGAGCUGCCAAAACUAGCUCGUAACAUUUUGUGUGCACUGAUCACUGUUGACGUGCAUGCUAGAGAUAUUGUCACCGAUUUGGUGAAAUCAAAAGUGGAACAUGCAAACAACUUUGACUGGAUGAAGAAUUUACGUUACUACUGGGAUUAUGAUUUAGACAAUUGUGUUGUUAGGAUGUCUACUUCUCAGUAUAUAUAUGGUUAUGAAUAUCUAGGUGCUCAGCCAAGAUUGGUUAUCACACCUUUGACUGAUCGUUGUUACCUCUGUCUUAUGGGAGCCUUGCAGCUUGAUUUGGGUGGUGCACCUGCUGGUCCAGCUGGUACUGGCAAAACUGAAACCACUAAAGAUUUGGCAAAAUCCCUGGCCAAGCAGUGUGUGGUAUUCAACUGUUCUGAUGGUCUGGACUAUAAAAUGAUGGGCAGAUUCUUCUCUGGUCUUGCCCAGUCUGGUGCCUGGUGUUGUUUUGAUGAAUUCAACCGUAUUGACAUUGAAGUGUUGUCUGUAAUUGCACAACAGCUGAUCACAAUUAAAAAUGCCAAGGCUGGAAAGCUGACACGCUUCAUGUUUGAAGGACGUGAGAUCAAGCUAGUAGCAAGUUGUGCUGCCUUUAUCACUAUGAAUCCAGGUUAUGCUGGACGUACUGAAUUGCCUGAUAACUUGAAAGCAUUAUUCCGACCUAUUGCCAUGAUGGUACCUGAUUAUGCAUUGAUUGCUGAGGUCAUACUCUACUCUGAGGGCUUUGAGUCUUCCAGAAACCUGGCUCGUAAAAUGGUACAGAUGUACAAACUAUGCAGUGAACAGUUAUCACAACAGGACCAUUAUGACUUUGGUAUGAGAGCUGUCAAGUCUGUCUUAGUGAUGGCUGGGUCUUUAAAACGUGACAAUCCAACACUGGGUGAAGAUGUUGUACUUAUUAGAGCUCUCAGAGACAGUAAUCUGCCCAAGUUUUUAACUGAUGACGCAGUUCUCUUUACGGCCAUAUUAUCAGAUCUGUUUCCUGGUGUGGAAAUUCCUGAACAUGACUAUGGUGUCUUACAAGAAUACAUUGAGUCAGCCAUGAGAGAUAAAGGAUUACAAAUUGUGGGUGCUAUGGCAAGUAAAGUCAUCCAAUUGUAUGAAACUAUGAUUGUACGCCAUGGUGUGAUGUUGGUUGGACCAACUGGAGGUGGAAAAACUACUGUGUACCAGACAUUGAAAGAUUGUUUGACCAAUUUACAUGCUGACGGGCAUGAAGACCCAUACUACCUUCCUGUAAGAACAGAUGUCUUAAAUCCUAAAUCUAUCACAAUGGGUGAACUGUAUGGGGAAAUCAACAAACUUACUUUGGAAUGGCAAGAUGGUUUAAUGGCAUUGACUAUCCGUAAACAUGUGUCAGAUACAAGUGAAGACCAUAAGUGGGUUGUCUGUGAUGGACCUGUAGAUGCUCUGUGGAUUGAAAAUAUGAACACAGUACUGGAUGAUAAUAAAAUGUUAUGUUUAGCUAACAGUGAGCGUAUCAAAUUAAACAAUACAAUCCACAUGUUAUUUGAAGUGCAGGACUUAGCAGUGGCUUCACCAGCAACAGUCAGUCGUUGUGGUAUGGUGUAUAUUGAUGCUGAUGAUCUAGGUUGGAUGCCGUUUGUGCAAACUUGGAUGACAAAACACAAGUCACAAUUGACUGAAGAAACAUAUCAGUAUAUUAUGGAUUUGUUUAUAAACUAUGUUGAAGAUGGUUUGAAAUUUGUGAAUAAGAAAUUGACACAAGCUAUGAGCCAGGUUGAUAUUGCCAAAGUGUCAGCUCUGUGUGAUUUGCUAGAUGCUGUUAUAUUUGGUAAAAAAGGCCCAGACUUGAAGAUGGAUCCUAACAAAUUACAUGCACUCAUUUGCACUGGUUUCGUCUUCUGCUACAUGUGGUGCAUUGGAGGGAAUAUUACUGAGAAUUGCUUUGAUCAGUUUGAUUCUUUUGUCCGCAACCAAUUUGAUGAUAAUGGUGAUGCUAAGCUUCCAUCGGGAGGUGACUUAUGGAGCUGCUACAUGGAUUUUGACACAAAACGUUUAGAUAUGUGGGAGAGAAUUACUCCAUCAUUCAAGUAUGAUAAAGAUAUUCCAUUCUUUGAUAUGCUGGUACCUACUACAGACACUGUCAGAUAUGGAUAUUUGAUGGAGAAGUUUUUGAGUGUAAAACGAUCAGUAUUAUUCACAGGUACAACCGGAGUAGGAAAGUCUGUCAUUGCAAGGGCUUUAUUGCUGAAUGUUCAAGACAAGGAGGCCUAUGUACCAGUCUUUGUCAACUUUUCAGCUCAAACAAGCAGUAAUAGGACCCAGGAAAUGAUUGAAGGAAAACUGGAAAAGAGAAGAAAAAAUAUAAUUGGUGCUCCAGCCAAUAAGCGUGUCAUAAUUUUUAUUGACGAUUUGAAUAUGCCUAAGUUGGACACCUAUGGCUCCCAACCACCAAUAGAACUGCUUCGUCAAUUCCUUGACUUUGGCGGUUUCUAUGACAGAGAAAAACUGUUUUGGAAAGAAGUACAUGAUGUGUCUUUAUCAUCAGCAUGUGCUCCACCAGGUGGUGGUCGUAAUCCAGUAACACCACGUAUGAUCAGACACUUUGCUAUGUUGUGUAUACCAAGUGCAUCAGAGUACAGUCUUAAACACAUUUUCAAGUCAAUCAUCACAGGUUUCUUACUUGAGUUCCCACAAAGUGUCAGAGCAUGUGGAGAGUCUAUUGUGGGUGCUGCAGUUGAUAUCUAUGGACGUAUGAGUACUGAUCUGUUACCUACACCAGCCAAGUCACAUUAUGUCUUUAAUCUCAGGGAUCUCUCCAAGUGUGUCCAAGGUAUACUGCAGGGAGAUCCAAGCAGCAUUCGUGAUGCAAACCAGAUAUACCGUUUAUUCUGCCAUGAAUCACAGCGUGUAUUCCAUGAUAGGUUAAUCAAUCAUGAAGACAAAGGUUACUUCAAUGAAAUAUUAGCAGAAAUGGCUGGCAAAUAUUUUGGACAGCAGAAUGUUGAACCAAACUCUUAUGUUACCAAUCCAAUUAUCUUUGGUGAUUUCUUGAAGAUGGGUGCAAGUGAAGAGGAAAAACUUUAUGAAGAUAUUUCAGAUAUUAAAAAACUAAAGAUUGUCUUGAAUGACUAUUUAGAUGAUUAUAACAUGAGUUCAUCCAAAGAAAUGAAACUGGUGUUCUUCUUGGAUGCAAUGGAACAUGUCUCUAGAAUUGCACGUAUGAUUCGUCAAGAGAGGGGAAAUGCAUUACUGGUAGGUGUUGGUGGUACUGGUAAACAGUCUCUGACACGGCUUGCAUCACACAUAUGUGGUUACAAGUGUUUUCAGAUUGAACUAACUAGAGGAUAUGAUUACAGUGCCUUCCAUGAUGAUCUCAAGAUUCUAUAUACUAUGGCUGGUGUGAAUGGUGACAAUACAGUCUUCCUCUUUACAGAUACACAGAUUGUGGUUGAAGAGUUCCUAGAAGACAUCAACAACAUUCUUAAUUCAGGUGAAGUCCCCAAUUUAUUUGAGCCUGAUGAAUAUGAAAAGGUGAUCAUUGGUUGCAGACCAAAAGCCAAGGAAGCGGGCAUACCUGAGGGAAAUCGUGAUGAGAUAUUCAAUUUUUUUAUCAGUCGUGUUAGAAGUAAUCUGCAUAUUGUACUUUGUAUGAGCCCUGUUGGUGAUGCAUUCCGAGCACGUUGUCGUAUGUUCCCAUCUCUUGUUAAUUGCUGUACCAUUGAUUGGUUUACUGAGUGGCCAAGAGAAGCCUUGUUAUCGGUGUCAGAGUCGUUCUUUGAAGAAGUGGAUUUGGGAGCAGAAGACUUGAAGAAAAAAGUUGCUGACAUGUGUGUAGAAAUUCAUACUAGUGUCAGUGAUAUGGCAGAGAAAUUCUUUUCUGAAUUGAGGCGUCGUUAUUACACCACACCUACCAGCUACCUUGAACUUAUCAACCUCUACUUAGCUAUGCUGUCAGAGAAAAAGAAACAACUUGUUGGUGCUCGUGACCGUGUUAAAAAUGGACUCACAAAGCUUUUAGAGACGAAUGAUCUUGUAGCUGAGAUGGAGAUUACAUUGACAGCCCUUAAACCUGAAUUAGAAAAGAAGUCUAAGGAUACCGAAGCCUUGAUGGAAAGGUUAGCUGUUGAUCAAGAAGAAGCUGACAAAGUCCGUAAAGUUGUAAUGGAAGACGAAGCAGUUGCAAGAGUAAAAGCUGAAGAGACCCAAGCAAUUGCAGAUGAUGCACAGCGUGAUUUAGAUGAAGCCCUUCCUGCUUUGGAAGCUGCAAACAAAGCUUUAGAUGCUUUAGAUAAGAAUGAUAUCUCUGAAAUUAAAGCCUUUACAAAACCACCUGAAAUGGUGCAAACUGUCAUGGAAGCUGUGUGUAUUAUCCUUAGUUACAAAGCUGACUGGCCAUCAGCAAAAGGUUUACUGGGAGAAGCAAACUUCUUGAAAAAACUUCAAGAAUAUGACAAAGAAAAUAUGCCAGAUUCAACUUUAAGAAAACUCAAGAAGUACAUAGAGAAUCCAAAAUUUCUACCUGAAAUUGUGGAGAAGACAUCCAAGGCUUGUAAAUCAAUGUGUAUGUGGGUGAGAGCCAUGGACUUGUUUGCCAGAGUAUUUAGAACAGUACAACCUAAAAAAGAAAGAUUGGCGGCUGCUGAGGCUGAAUUGAAUGCUACAAUGGCAGUGUUGAAAGAGAAACAAGAUAAACUUGCAGGUGUAGAAGCUAAGAUUGCUGAACUGCAGGCACAGUAUGAGGAUAGUGUGGACGAGAAAGAUAAACUACAAAAGAAGAUGGCGCAAACAUCUGGCCGACUAAAGAGAGCUGGAAAGUUAACCACUGCACUUGGGGAUGAACAAAUUAGAUGGUCCAUAAGUGUAAAGGACUUUGAAAAAGAAAUAGGCGAUGUGGUCGGAAAUGUAUUUGUGGCUGCUGCGUGCGUUGCAUAUUACGGUGCAUUCACAAGUACAUAUCGUAAUGAGUUAGUUGAGAGAUGGACGGACCGAUGCAAGGAACUUGAAAUCCCCGUCAGUGAUGACCUGAGCUUAAUAAAAGUCUUAGCCGACCCAUUUGAGAUUAGGCAGUGGAAUGCUGAUGGUUUGCCUCGUGAUACUGUGUCUACUGAGAAUGCUAUCUUAGUAACAAGAGGGAGAAGAUGGCCCCUCAUGAUUGAUCCACAAGAUCAAGCCAAUCGUUGGAUUCGGAAUAGAGAGAUGAAGAAUGGUCUCAAGAUCAUCAAGUUGACAGAUGCUAAUUUCCUGAGAACUCUAGAGAAUGCCAUUCGUCUUGGUAUGCCAGUACUGCUAGAAGAGUUAGCAGAAACCUUAGAUCCAUCUUUGGAACCAGUGCUUCUUAAACAAACAUUUGUUUCUGGUGGCCGAUUGUUGAUUCAUCUUGGUGAUAGUGAUAUAGAUUACGACAAGAACUUUCAUUUCUACAUGACAACUAAACUAUCUAAUCCGCAUUAUCUGCCGGAGAUUUGUAUCAAAGUAACUAUUAUUAAUUUUACUGUCACAAAGUCUGGUCUUGAAGAUCAGUUAUUGAGUGAUGUUGUGCGUUUAGAAAGACCAGACUUGGAAGAGCAAAGGAAUCAACUGAUUGUUAGAAUCAAUGCUGACAAGAAUCAACUCAAGGCCAUUGAAGAUCGUAUAUUGAGUUUAUUAUUCAAUUCAGAAGGAAAUAUUUUAGAUAAUGAAGAACUGAUCAAUACAUUGAAUGAGUCUAAGGUUACCUCCGGAGUUAUACAGAAACGUCUAGCACAAGCAGAACAAACAGAAAUGAAGAUUACUGCGGCACGUGAGAAAUAUCGACCUGUUGCAUCACGUGGUUCUGUUAUGUACUUUGUUGUGGCAUCAUUAGCUGAGAUUGAUCCUAUGUAUCAAUACUCACUCAAGUAUUUCAAGCAACUGUUCAACAAUACGAUAGAAACUAGCGAAAAAAGUGAUGAUCUGCAGAUCAGGUUAAAAACAGUUUUAGAUCAAACUACUAUUAAUGUCUAUUCCAAUGUGGCACGUGGCUUAUUUGAAGUUCACAAAUUGGUCUUCUCAUUUAUGUUAUGUGGAGAUAUCAUGAGACUUGAAGAACGCAUCAAUGAUAGCGAGUGGAAUUAUUUCCUAAGAGGUGCUGCUGCUGUUGAAAAGUCUCGUCCUCCUAAGCCAGAGGAAGAGUGGUGUUCGGAGUCUGUAUGGUUUGCAUGUUGUGAUCUUCAUGACACUUUACCAGCAUUUAGAAACAUCACCAAAGAACUUACAGCGACACCAGUCUGGUGUAAAGUUCGUGAUCUAGAGGUGCGAUUAAAUCCACCUGAAUGGGAGGGUUAUGGACCAGAACCUGAGUAUGUCCCACCUACAGCAGAUGAAGAAGAUGACGAACCCAAGCCAGAUGACAAUAAAAUAAAAGGUCACUGGAAUGAAAGAUUGACCAAUUUCCAAAAAUUAAUAAUGAUUAAAUCAUUCAUGGAAGAGAAAGUUGUAUUUGCUGUGACUGACUUUGUUGAAGAUAAUCUUGGCAAAAGAUUUAUUGAGAACCCGCCAACAGACUUAGCCACUUUGUAUGAAGACAUGGCACCUAGCACACCAUUGGUCUUUGUCUUGAGUACAGGUUCUGAUCCCAUGGGUGCUUUUCAAAGAUUUGCACGAGACCGUGGAUACCUGGAAAAAAUCCUGGCUAUUUCACUUGGACAAGGUCAAGGACCAGUGGCUGAAAAGUUGAUUGCUGGAGCUAUUAAAACUGGAGAGUGGGUUUUCUUACAGAAUUGUCACUUGGCAGCUUCCUGGAUGUUGUCAAUGGAAAAUAUGAUCAAGGCCUUUGGAGAGCCCGGUGCCGAACUACAUGAAGACUUCCGUCUGUUUCUUAGUUCCAUGCCCACCAAAUCUUUUCCAGUGACUGUCUUACAAAACAGUGUUAAAGUGACCAAUGAACCUCCAAAAGGUCUGAGAGCAAACACCAGAAGGGCAUUUACAGAAAUAACAGCGCAGUACUUUGAAGAACACAUUCUUGGAGUACAGUGGAGGAAAAUGAUCUUUGGUCUUUGUUUCUUCCAUGCCAUCAUACAAGAAAGAAAGAAAUUUGGUCCACUAGGUUGGAACAUCAAGUAUGAAUUUAAUGACAGUGAUCGUGAGUGUGCUUUAGAGAAUCUUAAGAUGUUCUGUGCUGAUGGAGAAAUACCCUGGGAUGCGUUGAUGUAUAUCACUGGAGAGAUCACCUAUGGUGGGCGUGUCACGGAUGAAUGGGAUCAAAGAUGUCUAAGGACAAUCCUCAAAAGAUUCUUUGCUCCUAAUACACUGGAUGAAGACUAUAAAUAUUCAGAUUCCGGUGUUUAUUACUGUCCAGAAUAUGACACAAUACAAGAAUUCCGUCAGUACAUAGAAGGUCUGCCUAUCAUAGAUCAACCUGAAAUUUUUGGAAUGCAUCAAAAUGCAAACAUAGCUUUCCAGACUCAAGAAACCAAUGCUCUUAUUAAUACAAUCUUGGAUGUCCAACCUCGUAUGGCAACUUCAGGUGGUGGCAUGACCAAUGAUGACAUUGUUAAUGAAUUAGCUACAAGUAUUUUAGAGAAAUUCCCUGAAAAACUGGACAUUGAAGAAGCCAAUCAAGAAAUGUUCAAGCCUGAUGCCAAGGGUCGAGCCAAUUCCCUGGCAACAGUACUUAUUCAAGAAGUAGAAAGAUUCAACAAACUACUUCGGGUUAUCAAGACCUCACUACGAACGAUCAUAAAAGCUAUCAAAGGUUUAGUGGUAAUGUCUGAACAAUUAGAGAGUGUCUACAACAGUUUUCUCAACAACCAUGUGCCAGAUAUGUGGGCAAAUGCUGCGUACCCUUCACUGAAACCACUGGGUGGAUGGGUCAAAGAUUUAGUCCUCAGAAUUGGCUUCAUUCAUCAUUGGAUUACACAUGGUUUACCCAAAUCCUUCUGGUUGUCCGGUUUCUACUUCCCACAAGGUUUCUUGACUGGCACUCUGCAGAAUCAUGCUCGUAAAUAUGACCAACCAAUUGAUGCAUUAAGUUUCAAAUUCAAUAUGUUGACACAGUACCGAGACCAAGGUGAGGUGGCUUUGCAACAAGAACACCUGGCAUUUGGUGAAACCGCAGAUGUUGACAAACAGAAGAAAACAAAAGGAACUGAAAAAGAUAGGCCUAGUUCUAGUUUCAGUACCGUUGAAUGUGAGAUUGAUCGCAACAUUCCAAGUCCUAGUGAUGGUGUCUUAGUGCAUGGUCUAUUUGUGGAUGCUGGUCGUUGGGAUGAUGAGACAAUGCUUUUAGCUGAUGCCUUACCUGGAGAAAUGAAUCCACCUUUACCUAUUAUGCAUAUGGAGCCCAUGAUGAACUUUGAACCGGAUGCAUCAAGUACUUAUAAAUGUCCGUUGUACAAAACUGGUGCCCGUGCUGGUGUCCUAUCAACAACAGGUCAUUCCACCAAUUUUGUUGUUGCUGUAUAUUUACCUUCUGACAAACCACAAGAUUACUGGAUAUCGAAAGGCUCAGCUUUGCUUUGUCAAUUGAAUGAAUAAAAGAUCACUGUCACAGUUGUGAUUUUGUAAAUUUAUGUGAUUAUAUACUUGUAUAGGAAAAUUAUAUUAACAGUUACUUUUGAUUUGUUUGUCUCUCAUGGUUUUGUGAAAAUUGUGUCAUUAUUUUUUUCUGCAUAUUUCCGUCCUAUUUAUAAUAAAAACUUGAAUAUCACAGAGCAAUGAACACAUUUUGUAUAGAAUAGAUUCCUAUCAUGGAUCACAUUAUAGCCGUCCAUUAAUAACAUUCCAUAUCUUGAAGAUUUCAAAAAUGGAAGAACUCACCUUGCUGUAUAAAUAAAUAAUAUAAAUGAUAAUUUCAGUAAUUUAUCCCAAACUAUUGUAAAUAUCACCCCUCAUACGUAUUUGUGUGUAUACCUAAUGUUAUCAAAAUAUUUCUAUUCCUAAUUUUUGUACUGAGUGAUUUCUUUUCCCUCCAAUUUUCUUGAAAUUGAUUUUAUACAUUACCAGUGGAGUUUACUAUAUUCCAGGAUUUUUAGGAGUGAAAGGAUGUUUUGAAUUAUACAAUUGCAGGGCUUGAAAUCUGAAGUUGAGAGGACACCCAUUU
Messenger RNA from Saccoglossus kowalevskii, 13175 nucleotides. Its product is annotated as dynein axonemal heavy chain 6. Gene Ontology annotation, cellular component: dynein complex. The record is from RefSeq and is a predicted model, not a curated record. Gene Ontology annotation, molecular function: dynein light intermediate chain binding; ATP hydrolysis activity; ATP binding. Gene Ontology annotation, biological process: microtubule-based movement. NCBI's taxonomy places the organism in Eukaryota, Metazoa, Hemichordata, Enteropneusta, Harrimaniidae.